CAACACCCUUACGAACCAUCACUGCAGGGCAUCCUGUUGGCUUCGAGCUCACUACAGACGGAUUCGCCAACACCUCCGCUUUCGUCGAGACAGUCACAUCAGUUGCUGCCGGCGAGCAGUAGCUCCGGUGGGAGUAAUCCACCACCGUCUCUGCAGCCGUUCAACCGACGGCAAUCAUCGCAGGACGGCACUGGCGGUGGUGGCGGCGGCAGUUCCACUGGAGGCUACCAACGGGCACCGUACGCCGAGUCGGAGUCGAUUUCAUCCAAACACACUUCGGUUCUGGUCAGCUACUGGGCUUGUCUGACGGAACGGAUGAGCUCGCUGAUUUGCAAGUGCUGCGAACGGACGCUUCCACCGGCCGAGAGCGUCUGAAAGCGGGUGCACUGAGGGUCGGAAGUGAACAGGCGGCCAGGUUGCUGUGAAUGGUUCGUGAGGAAUGGGAGGAAAGGCUUCUGAAGGUUUAUUUCGAUUGUUCGAUUAAACAUUUCAUGCUUGUUGGAAGAUUUCAUUUGACAUUUUCCGCAUCUACAAUUUACAAUUUAACUUUUUCUACUAUUUAAAACGCUCCCAUUCCUCUGGAAAAUGAUGGUUUUAAAAAUUGAGAUAAAACAUGAAUUAUAGCGAUAUUUGUUAGGAAAACAAACAAAACAAAUCUUAUUGACCAAAAACACACUCGAACGAACGUCAAGUUUGCAAUGUUUCAUACCAAAACAAACAACUAGAAAAUCAAUUGUAAUACUCCCACUUUCAACUUCCCAACCACCUUAAACUAAUCUAGAGCGAAAACCUAACAAAAAAGCGAACAUAUCACUUUCUACUGUUCAACAUACGGAACCUUUUACUGACGGAAAUUUUAGCCAAACCGAAAAUACGACACAUACAGAGCGAGGGAGAGAGAGAACGCGUCGAACCGAACAGAGAGAAUCCGAAUUUAUGCACUCGUUUGUCGCUCUCUUCGCCUGCGUUGCUACACUGAGAGAAACAAACGCGGUACGAAUGCAAAGCAAACCAGUGCAUUACAGUGCUCUUUCUUAGCUUUCGCCUCGAAGGCCAACUAACCUUAGACUUAGUGCGAUCAAAUGACAUACCAGUCCUCCGAACUUUUUUCCCCGGUGAAAGUACCUUAAUGUCUCUAGAAACACUCUUAUUUUUUCACUCACGUGUCUCAAGUGCGAUCCAACUGUGUCAAACCACUGUCCGUGUCAGAUCGCGCCUGACUGUAGUCUAUCGACCUAAACAGAGGGAAGAAAACAAACAAAAUGGCGGCGCUUUAGCAUGCUUCGCGCGCAAAAAUAACAAGCUAUUUUAAAACACUUACUGACUACUACCGACUAGAUAUGGUUAAAAAUUCAUGUUGCAGGCGACAUUAUAAAUAAAUUGAACCCUAUUAUGAAAUGCAAAUCACUCACACAGAUAAAAAGUAAACCCACGCAAAAUAUAUUUAAACUAACAAAGCAGAACAAAAUAUUCAUCGGGCUACUGCGCGCGCGUCCGCGAAUCAAAGAUGGCGACGCGCGGUGGUGCACUAUAUUAUAGCGAAUAAAUGUGACAGUCGAAUAUCGAACCCCUCCUUUUUGGUGUCAAUGUCUCUUAACAAAAAGCAAACAAGCAAACAAGAAAGGUUAGAUUUAGGAAAAAUUUAGCACCGUAAGUUGAAGCAAGUAGUGGAAUCUUAGGUGUUAGUUCGUCACACUCUGGAAGUAUGUAUUUAACUAGUAAGCAGAACUGCUAAAGCAGUGCGAAAAAGACUAACAUUAACCGAUUAAACAAAGUAUCAAAAUGGUGCGAAAAAAAAAACAAAAAAUAAUGUAAACAGAAAGUUUCUUGACUAUUUAUUUGCAACAACCCUAAGUGGAAUGAACGCAAGUGUUUCCUCUUCAAAAUUACUACAAAUUAGCAUGCAGAAUCGUAGUCAAAUUAGAGAACUGAUGACAAUGUGCCACGCGAAACAAACUGAACUGUACCCCCUUUAUCCCCCCAGUCCCCGCAGCGAAUCAAAACAACCCACCACUUAAAUUUAGACCGAGAUUUGAAACCCUCGCUGAAAUAUUUCCAUGUCCGAGAAUGCAAACAAUAAUGUAAACAUAAUUAAAUGGACCAACGCUCUGAAUUUGUGUAGUAGGCGAAGCUAGCCCCCUCCCCUCUCCCCAGUCCCCCUUGAAUGAUAUUAAAACAACUGUCUUCUGAAAAACCGAUAGGAAUGUGUCAUAAUAUUCUCGUAGCCAAUUUGAAACGGAAGCAAAGCCCCCAAACUGAAUGAAAUAGAUGUUUCUGGACUCCGCGAGGAAAACAAUACAACAAGGUGUCAUACUUAUACAUGUGAUUUCAGUGGCAUAGGUGCAAGAAGAAUAAAAAAAAAAAAACAAACACAAGUUGAAAAUUUAGCCUAAUUCGUGUGACCACACAGUAA
Molecule: messenger RNA, 2413 nt
Organism: Ochlerotatus camptorhynchus
Lineage: Eukaryota; Metazoa; Arthropoda; Insecta; Diptera; Culicidae
Exons: 1
Source: RefSeq, a predicted model, not a curated record